Messenger RNA from Phycodurus eques (leafy seadragon), 8150 nucleotides. RefSeq names its product 3-monooxygenase/tryptophan 5-monooxygenase activation protein, gamma polypeptide 2 (gene ywhag2). Gene Ontology annotation, molecular function: protein kinase C binding. Gene Ontology annotation, biological process: signal transduction. Gene Ontology annotation, cellular component: cytoplasm. The record is from RefSeq and is a predicted model, not a curated record. The transcript has 2 exons. Lineage: Eukaryota; Metazoa; Chordata; Actinopteri; Syngnathiformes; Syngnathidae. Bases 4802 to 5545 code for a protein of 247 amino acids.
UUGCGCGCGCGGCUGUGAUGACUUCCUGUGCCAAGCACGCGUCUGAGCCCCGCUUGAUAAAAAGCUGACGUUCGCUUCUCACUUUCUUUCUUGCUUGUGAGGAGUUCUGCCGGUAAGCCAAUUUUAGUUUCCUACAAAGUCCUAUUUGCCGCAUCACGCGUUCAACUCAAACACGUCGGAGAGGCCGCGCCGGACGCGGUGGCGAGGGGAGCGUCGGCGAGCUGCUGCCGUUCAGCGUUGUUGAGCAUAAAGUAGAAAGCACUGCAAAAAAGCUCACUGCACUGUGUAGUGUUUCCUACUUUAUGGACGACUACGCUGUUAGCGACGCGGGAAAACCACCAGCAACCAACGUCAAUUCACAUUCAUAUGGUAAAUAUAUUCUCCGUCAAUUGUUUGUGUAAACUGCUGCACUGGAAUAAAAAAUUAAGAAUAAAUCAAAAAGCUUUCCCAAGAAAUGCUAAACGUGUCCCUGGGACCCUUAAAGAGCACUGCAGGAAUACUAAAAGCAGAAAAAUGUCAAAUCCUGAUUAGCUGACACAACCAAAUCCUGAUUUUAUUAUCAUUUAUAUUAUAAAUAUUACAUCAAAUAUAGCUCUCAAAAACGGCUACAUUUCAAUGCCAAGAUUGCAACAACACCAACAAAAGUUCAAUGUCUAUUUUUAACCAUAGUGAUGAAUUUAAAAUAAAAUUGAAAAACACAUUUUUAUGAAAAUCUAAUAUUGCACAAAAUUGACUUGCUUUGUUUUGCUGCAUACUUGUUUUGCAUUAAUAACGUAACUGCAAUUUCAUUUUUGAUUUUUAUAAAUAUUUCAUAAAAUGCUGUACAAACUCUGGUCUAUUUAAAUUCAAAUUUUAAAUAAAAACAAGGUAAACAUAGAUGCUAAAGAGUGUGUGCCAAAUAAAUACAGUACAUACAUAUUGUUGUUGUUAAUAAGCAUGACUUUGUGAUGUGUAUUUUGUUGUACAUAAAAGUGCAUCUGAAAUAAUAAUCAUGAAAACAAAUCAAAUAUGUGGACAACAUGUAUUUUUUUGUUUUACUUCUCAGAAGCUGCAAUGUUGAAACAAACAAAAAAAGCAUGUUUAAAAAAAAACACACAAAUUGACCAUAUAUUUCAUAUAUCCUUUCAUUUUUUUAUUGCAUUCUGAAGUGAAUUUUUGGAAAUAUUUACUGUAAAUAAUCCUGAGUUUAGCACAGCAAUUCUAUGUUGGUAUAUACUGUAUGUACAGUAUAUACAGUAUUAAAGACAAUCACAAUAUAUUUUAUUCAGUAUAUCGUUUAGAAAAUGUAUUGCAAAGUAUAAAAAGAGGCCAAAAUAGAAAAUGUAUAAAUAUGGAAAAAGGACCUCCCAAAAAAUCCUUAAGACUCAUACAUUAUCCUUUGCAACCGGGUAUUUUGUUUAUAUUACACGUUACAUGACGUAUGUACAGCAGUGACAAAAAAUGAAAAGAGCAAAAAGCCGCUAAUCCCACGGUAGCGGCUCCAGAAAGUUGGACGGCACCAAACCUCGGCGUCCUUGCAGAUCGCCCUGAAAAGAAAGAAAGUUUGACAGCCCCCCGCCCCAAAAAAAAAUCGAAUAAAAAAAAUAAAUAAUAAAAAAAAAAAAAGGGUAAAUGACGAGCCUUACGUAGUAGAACCCGUCGGGAUCCAUGUCGCCGAGCGCGUAGAUGAUGUCGCCCGAACGAAAGCCCAGUUCGGCCUGUGGUCCAGAUAAUCAAAAAGAACACUUUUCAACACGACGUCGCACGGAGUCCCAGGUGGAAGAAGAUAUGGACAGGUAUGGAUAAAAAAAAAAAAAAGGCUAUUGUGUUGUUCGGUGUCGUCGUUGCGUGCCGUUACUUACUUCGCUGUCGACGUUGGGCGAACUUUCCCAGGGGUCGUAGUCGAACAAGGCCACCAUGCGGCGUACGAUGACGUCUUCGGGUACGCUGGACGUGUCGCUCACGUCGGGACUCAAAGAUAUCCCUGCAAAGAAAACGUUUGAUCGGCAACUGACAGUUACUCUCCAGUCCCGUCGGGGGCGCUAUCAGAAAUGAGGGUAAAGUGACACACGUGCUGGAUCUAGCGGGUCGCUGCUGCCGUUUGGCCCCGAUGCGAGCAGACUGUAACCGCGAAAAGCGAAAGAACGCAGCCCAAAAUUUAAAAAAAAUCCAAUCAGAAUAAAAAAAAUCGUUUUGCGCUACCGGGUAACAAAGGUGCCAAGCGAAGAACCAUGUAUGAAAUUGAUCAACAAACAAACUUUCUAGCUAGCGAGCUAACUCACGUUCCAAGUCAACUAACAAAAAAUGUGCGAACCAACUAAUAAACUAAGAAAUGUGAACGGACAAGCAAAAGGACGAGAGAAAGGAACACCUGAUUGGUCAACGGGAAUGAAUCCCUGCUGCAUGAGCAAUUGUUUGAGGUUUCGGUCGUCCACGGGGACUUCGGCCACCAGGUUGCUGGCCACGAAACCCGACAGGCCGCCCGAUUCUCCGUGAUAGAAGCCGUCCGGGUCCUUGUCUCCAAACACCUGACGGGUCAGAUACAAGAGAGCCGAGUUACAAAUGGACCGAUCACGGCGCGGCCUGAUAUUUUUUGACGCGUAUCGGUAUCGGCCUUUUUUUUUUUUUUUUUUUUUAAAUCCGACAGCCGAUAAGAGAUCAAUUUAAAACAGGGUAAAUUCCAAGGAACUAUUUAUUUAUUUACAAUGCACUUUUUGUUCACAUUUGAAAACAAAGAUCUCUAUUGGCUCAGACACCGGUGUCCAACUCGAGGCCCGGGGCUCAGAUGUGGCCCACCACAUUUAAAUCCACACUUGAAUGUAUGAAAAUCGGUUCUGCCUUUCUAUGUGGGGCCGAGAGGGCUUGGUUCUUGUAUACAUCUCGCUGUUUCAAUUGUCUGUUGUUCCUCUCUGUAACGCAAUUUGUUGCAAUCCGACAUAUGAAAAGUGAUCUCUCCAUGUGAUGAUGAUCAUCGGUGUUGGCCCUGAAAAUGUCGAUCUCCAAUUCGAGUUUGCGACUGAGACCGCGAAACGCAUUCGACCGCAGAGUCGAGGUUCGUCUGACCUUGAUGAUCUGCCCGGGCACGAAGGGCAGCUCCUCGGCCGCCGUGUCCGGGUUGGGCGACAUGGCGGCCGGGUUGUACGGGUAGAGCGCCACGAAGAGUCUGGGCUCGGCGGUCGCCGUCUCCGCCUCCCACUGGCGCGGGUCCUCGGGGGUGGCCGCCCGCACCUCGUCCGUGUAGAUCAGCACGUCCAGCUCCAUUGCGGACUCCGUUCAGAGCUGCUGCUCAGGGCUCCGGAAUCUGGACUCCAGAUGGUCCACCUGCACUCGCCCUCGUCCUCAUCCUCAUUUUAGGUAACUAAGCUAAGCGGCAACUACGCUAAUCCUCUUUGGUGACCUCCAACUGGACUCAGUGCACAUUCAACAACACUCUUGACUUUGACUUCACUGUAAUAAACACAACAAGAGUUGUCCUUUGGGGUAGGGGAGAAAUUGCAUAGGAUGAUGCACGGAGUGCAGUAUACAAGAGUGGUCUUGUUUUUAUAAAGGGGAGAAAGUAUUUAAGACGAUGCACGAAAUGCAGUAUUAACACUACAUUUAAGGCUGAUUUCAUCUCCAAUUGUUUACCAGAUAACACCGAGACUUCAUUUUGGAUGUCGGAAGGACAAAAUCCUCGGUCGCGGAUUGCGUCACACUGCAAGAAGUUUUGUCGUUCCCCAGAAAUCGGCCGCGAUAGCGAAUCGGGCCAAUAUCGGCGCUGAAGAAGAUGCAUGAAAUGAGGUUCGCAGCUGAUUUUACAAACAGUUGUUUGUCUCGCGCUGACAAACACACACUUGUUCACUUGGAAACAGAGCGUUUACGAGCACAACUUUGGCGACGGGCCAAGGGCGCGCAUCCGUCCGCGGCGUGUGUGUUCUCGGCCCCGUGACGACUUGACCCACUUAGCAAAGACAACACUUCCUCUUUUGACCUUUUGAAGGCGAGCUCAGCGCCUAAUAAUCCACUGCGUGUGUGUGUGCGCGUGUGCGUGCACGACAGUGUUGUUAGUUGCUGUUUGGCCUCAGAAUGAAGUUAUUAUAAUUAUCAUCAAAAAUACAUUAUUGGAUGCGUUGCAUAUUGUCAUAGAUACACACAUUUAUUUCACUUUCAGGUGAAGCUUGUUUUGUCUUGAAAUAUCCCUCCAUCCAUUUUCUGAGCGGUUUCUGAUUAUUAUUGAGGAGAACGUGAAACGUUAAAAAAAAAACAUAUUCCAUGUGCAUUCCCCAAAUUGGCCACUGGAUGGCAACAUUUAUUUCUUAUGUGGUUCGACCGCGCGACUCCAUUUCUUUCUUUCUUUCUUUCUUUCUUUCUUUCUGUAUCUAUGUAUAUAUCUAUCUAGCUAGCUAUCUAAUCUUCUGCUUCAUUACCCACAAUGCCACGCUGCCGCUACUGUAUCUUUGACGAAGUUCAGACGUUGAACUCCAUUACCCACAAUGCCUUGAGCCCGGCGGCUACUACUAUUACAUCAUUGGCAGACACCCACUUCUCUGCUGCUGAGGGAUGACGCAACCGAGGGGGAGAGAGAGAGAGAGAGAGAGAGAGACGAGCAUCGCAGUUGCAGCGUUCACUUGUCGUCGGAUUUUCACCGCAUUGCGAAUUGAACUGAAAAAAAAAGACAAAAAAAACCAAUCGAAAUCUUGUCAAAGAAACUAGUAAUAAUAAUUUAAAAAAAAAUCCCCAGGCGAGCGGCGCCGCGCCUCGACAGCCCCCUCCCUUGCCCAAAAGCAGCAGCACGUAACGAAAUUAAGAAAAGCAGUGGGUGCAAGUGUCCAUUCGCCCGAAGAUGGUCGACCGCGAGCAGCUGGUGCAGAAAGCCAGGCUGGCCGAGCAGGCUGAGAGGUAUGACGACAUGGCGGCCGCCAUGAAAUCGGUAACGGAGCUGAACGAGGCUCUGUCCAACGAGGAACGCAACCUGCUGUCGGUGGCCUACAAGAACGUGGUGGGCGCCCGGCGCUCGUCGUGGCGCGUCAUCUCCAGCAUCGAGCAGAAGACGUCAGCCGACGGCAACGAGAAGAAGAUCGAGAUGGUGCGCGCCUACCGCGAAAAGAUCGAGAAGGAGCUGGAAGCCGUGUGUCAGGACGUCCUCAACCUGCUGGACCACUUCCUGAUCAAGAACUGUGGCGAUACGCAGCAUGAGAGCAAAGUGUUCUACCUGAAGAUGAAGGGCGACUACUACCGCUACCUGGCCGAGGUGGCCACGGGCGAGAAGCGCGCCGCCGUGGUGGAGUCGUCAGAGAAGGCCUACAACGAGGCGCACGAGAUCAGCAAGGAGCACAUGCAGCCCACCCACCCCAUCCGGCUGGGCCUGGCUCUCAACUACUCCGUCUUCUACUACGAGAUCCAGAACGCGCCAGAGCAGGCGUGCCACCUGGCCAAGACGGCCUUCGACGACGCCAUCGCCGAGCUGGACACCCUCAACGAGGACUCGUACAAAGACUCCACGCUCAUCAUGCAGCUGCUGCGCGACAACUUGACUCUGUGGACGAGCGACCAGCAGGACGACGAGGGCGGGGAGGGCAACAACUAAAAGCCCACGAGAAGAAAAGGCGAAGACGACAAAAAAGGAUCGUGGCAGGAAAAAAAAAAGGCCGGUGGACUUUGGCAGCCGCUUUUUGCCGACCCCACUCGCGCAGCAGCCGUUGUUUAUUUUUCCACGUGUUUCCAGAAAAGAACAGAGAGGUGAGCGCUAGUUUAAAUAGACCUUUUCACCAUGACGUACUUCCGGGUGUUAAAAGCUUAAGCAUGUAAACAAACCCCUCUACAUGUCAUUUGAUCAAGGCAGAGCCAUUGAGAAAACGGGAUUGAUCGAUUGACUUUAGCCUUCUUUCUGAAUGUGUCAGUCGAAAAGGACAUGUUUUGUGAGGCUGUGAGGCUCGGACGGAGACAGAACAGCGCCUGUAAUUUCACAUUUCGACAAGUAAAUUGAUUCAAAAAUAGACGGAACGGAAAUUCAGACAUCGCUGAGGGACUGGCUAAUUCACUUUUCUGGUCCUCGGAUUAAUGGCACAGAUGAUCUCUUUUGAUGCUGAAAUUGUUAUAUCGUCGGCUACUAGCGGGCUAGCCAUUGUUUUGCGAAAUUACCUUCAGACAACCCAACCAAAUAUUUCAUACAUACCUGUGAGAAAAUGUCUUCUCAAUGAUGGAGGUUUGGCUCCCAGUCCGCCCCUUAACAAUUGGCUACUGCACCUCUAUCUAGGCAGUCUUGCGAUCAUUCUUGUACAACUUUUUAUGACAUUCACUUGAUUUAUCCUCGUCACCAACAAGUUGUGCCGGAUAGAUUUUGAUUUUUACAAAGGAAAUGAUAAAACCCAGAAACCUUUAAGGGCAUAUCUGGUGGUGCAGUUUUUGUCGUCGUUUUCAGUUCAGGUCAGCGAUAGUCACUUGCUUUCUGCCACCCGGAAGUAUUCUGGUGCCUAUUGUUUACAAACAUUAUGAAAAGGUCUAUAUAUAUAUAUAUAUAUAUAUAUAUUACGUAUAUAGAGAAGGAGAAACAAUUAUUUGCGGUCGAAAGGGCCUCCACCUUGUUGAUUUCCUUUGCCAAACCACAACACUUAUCAGCCAAUCUGUGCUCGUCGUCGAGUAGAAACGGCGACGUUACACUCAGAAUUGGUCUGUCCAGACAUGCUGCUUACAUUUUAUGUUUUGUUAUUCUAUGUAUUGCUUGUGCAUCAUGACACUGCUAUGCUCCACUAAAUAGCCCAUGGAAAGUAACGAAAUUGGGCCCAAAUUUGCAACAACAAAAAAAGUCCUUGUUCCAGGACAUAGUCCCAACCCAGAAAGUGUGACAAACGAAGUGUGUGUCAGUUCCAUUUGAGGAAUUAUAAUGUGUAACAAAUAAAAAGAAAAAUAAUUAAAUAAAAUAAUAAUUCAUAUGCAUCACAACAGUGGUCACUUCCAAGGAGUAUUCCAAACCCAGGAAAAGUGAAAAAUACAUAAAUAAAUCAUACACAGGAUAUCUCGGGGUAGUAGUCACAACCCGGAUGUGUGGAAAAACAGUUCAUUAAUUUGCCUCACAAGACUGUCAAGUUCCAAGAAAUAGUCUAAACACAUGAAGAGUUACAAACCUCAUCUAGUGAAAAAUAAUAAAUAAAUCAUAUACCUGUCCGCUCCAAGUAAUCACGACUCGGAUGUGUGACAAACCUCGUGCUAGGACACCGGUCUAUUCCAGGAAAUAAUCGUGGCCCAAGAAAUGGCUAAACAUCAAUUUGCUUCCAGACCCUGGCCAAUUCCAGGAAGUAGUUGUAGCCUGAAAAAGUAAAUAGUCAACCAAUGAAUUAGCCCAAAUUUGCCCAAAGUAUUGCAUUAAAAAAAUAAAAAUAAAACCUCCUAAAAAUAGCACAUGCUAGUCCGCUUUGUUUUCCAUUAAUUCUUUUCGCAGCAAAAGUGAAAAAAAAAAAAAAGAAAAGUAAUAACAAGGCAGCUUUGUGGUUUAUUUUAUUAAAUGCACUCGCCUACUACAACUACUACUACUAUUACUAGUACUACUACUACUACUAAACUGUUUCUUCAGUGUACAAUGAUGAUGAUGACAGAAUAAUUAUAAUGAUAAUAUUCAAUAUUGUGCAUGCUGGUGAUGUAAUUAUAUACAGUAGCUUGACUUGAUUCACUUACUGUAUAUUGUGGGUGUUAAGUAUUCAUGACUGAAAAAAGCAGCCUUCUGUCUACUUUAUUAGUUUUUUUUUAACAAUUAUUUUCUCUACUGUUAAAAAAAACACAGUUGUACUGGCUGUUGCUUUAGUGACAUGCAAUAUGUGUAUUUAAUUUGUUUUAAAAAAGGCAAAAAAAGCGAAAAAAGGAUGCUUGAACCUCACCAUUGGUCACUCUCGAUGUCGCCACCUGGUGUUUGUCACAUGGGGAAAAAAAAGACACACAGUAGUAUUUAAUACUUUUUAUUAUUUAUGGAUUAUUUCUGCGUUUUGACAAAUGUGUUUGGACCACAUUGGAAUGGAUUUUCUUUUUUUUUAAUAUACCUUCUUUCUCUCUCUCCCGCUGUUUUCCUGAGUGACAACGACAAAAAAAAUAUCUUGAAUGUGAGUCAUGAUGUAGCAGUUGCACAAGAAACAAAAAUAUUAGCUAUGAUGAUCAUAAGAGUAAUAAUAAAAAACGAUGAUGGCUGAAUGAUCAAAGCACCA